This is a messenger RNA of Thunnus maccoyii (southern bluefin tuna), 2004 nucleotides long. It is a transcript of the gene rbm39a, whose product is annotated as RNA binding motif protein 39a. Bases 275 to 1729 code for a protein of 484 amino acids. Gene Ontology annotation, molecular function: RNA binding. The record is from RefSeq and is a predicted model, not a curated record. The transcript is spliced from 16 exons. Gene Ontology annotation, biological process: mRNA processing. Gene Ontology annotation, cellular component: nucleus. NCBI's taxonomy places the organism in Eukaryota, Metazoa, Chordata, Actinopteri, Scombriformes, Scombridae.
AGUUACAAUCUCGCGACAGUUGCCGAGCUCCUGUUUACACCAUUAAGAGCCCGGGAGGCAGGUGUCUGUGGCGGGUACCGACAGGAGAAACCGUGAACCGGACAGGUCGACAGUUUCCUGGUUAUUGACCCACCGAGCCGCUGUGUAUCCAGACCAGCAGCAAGAUGGCAGAUGACCUGGACAUCGAGGCGAUGCUGGAGGCUCCGUACAGGAAGACUUGCCUAACGAUUUCUCACCUCUGCUCCCCUGAAUGCCAGUGUGAUCUGUCACAGACAUGAAGGACGACGCCAAGAACCCGAAUCCCAACGGGCAGGAGGAGCACAGCAAGAGCAGGAAGAAGCGCAGCCACAGUCGCAGCCGUGAAAGGAAGUGCAGCCGCAGUCGAGACAGGAAGAGAAGCCGCAGCCGAGAACGCAAACGCAGCCGAGACAGACGGAGAAGCCGCAGCCGAGAGCGCCGCCGCAGCUGCAGCAAGAGCCGAGAGAGGGGGGGGCGCUACAGGGAGCAUCACAAACACCGUCGGCGGUCCAGGAGUAAGAGUCCUGUCAGGAAGGAGAAGAGUCCAAUAAGGCAGCCGAUAGAUAACCUGACUCCAGAGGAGCGCGAUGCCAGGACGGUGUUCUGCAUGCAGCUGGCAGCCAGGAUACGACCCAGAGACCUGGAGGAGUUCUUCUCUGCUGUGGGGAAGGUUCGGGACGUGAGGAUGAUCUCAGACAGGAAUUCGCGCAGGUCAAAGGGCAUCGCCUACAUCGAGUUUGUGGAGGCCAACUCUGUCCCUCUGGCCAUCGGGCUGACGGGGCAAAGGCUGCUGGGAGUUCCCAUCAUUGUACAGGCCUCGCAGGCAGAGAAGAACAGAGCAGCAGCUGCAGCCAACAACCUGCAGAAAGGAACAUCUGGACCCAUGAGGCUCUACAUCGGAUCUCUGCACUUCAACAUCACCGAGGAGAUGCUGAGAGGAAUCUUUGAACCGUUUGGACGGAUCGAGAGCAUCCAGCUGAUGAUGGACAGUGAGACCGGACGCUCCAAAGGAUACGGCUUCAUCACAUUUGCAGAUGCAGAAUGUGCUAAGAAAGCUCUGGAGCAGCUGAACGGCUUCGAGUUGGCGGGUCGGCCCAUGAAGGUGGGUCAUGUGACAGAGCGGACCGAUGCCUCCACCGCCUCUUCUUUCCUCGACAGCGACGAACUCGAGCGAACCGGCAUCGACCUCGGAACCACCGGACGGCUGCAGCUCAUGGCCCGACUUGCAGAGGGUACAGGUCUGCAGAUCCCCCCUGCAGCUCAGCAGGCUCUGCAGAUGAGCGGAGCGAUCGCUAUCGGAGCCAUGGCUGCUGUAUCAGCUGCCAUGAAUCCAGCUCUCAACAUGAACUCUGCAGCUCUGAAUCUUCCCUGUCAGCCGCUCGCUACACACUGCUUCCAGCUGUCCAACAUGUUCUCCAACAGUGAGGACCACCCUGGGUGGGAGGGGGAUAUUCAGCAUGAUGUCAUAGAGGAGUGUAACAAACAUGGCGGAGUCGUUCACAUCUACGUCGACAAGAACUCCACUGAGGGUAACGUGUAUGUCAAGUGUCCCUCGAUCCCAGCCGCCAUGGCCGCCGUCAACGCCCUCCAUGGAAGAUACUUUGCUGGUAAAGUGAUCACGGCGGCGUUCGUCCCUCUGCCCGCCUACCACCAGCUGUUCCCAGAGUCCGCCACCGCCACACAGCUGCUGGCCCCGCCCCCGCGCCGGUGACUCAUCCGACGCUGCCUCUGAUUGGACACUGGACAUUAUACCCCACCCCCUUUUAUAUCCUCCUCUCUUAUUGGUUGACACAAAUGUUUACUUACUGGUUCCAGCUGUUGAUUUCAUUAGCAUUUGUGGGCGUGGCGUCCCGCCAGCCCCGCCUCUGUUAUAUUGUCCAAUGAUUGAGCUCCGUGAGCUGCGAGGCCGGCUGAAGAUGAAGUCAGCUGAUUGGUCGUUAUUUAACUGUUUUCUAAGAUUUGAUUAAAUUUUAUUUUGAAGUCAAA